Macrosteles quadrilineatus (aster leafhopper) is the source of this 3360-nucleotide messenger RNA. RefSeq lists its product as uncharacterized. Gene Ontology annotation, molecular function: nucleic acid binding. Lineage: Eukaryota; Metazoa; Arthropoda; Insecta; Hemiptera; Cicadellidae. The transcript is spliced from 3 exons. The record is from RefSeq and is a predicted model, not a curated record. Bases 1 to 3360 code for a protein of 1119 amino acids. Gene Ontology annotation, biological process: DNA integration.
AUGACUCAGCUUCAUUCUUCAACUUCGACUACUUCAACCUACGUUAUUCCGCAUCAUGGAGUUUUUAAGAACUCAGAACAAAAUCCUAAAUUGAGAGUUGUAUUCAACGCCUCGGCCCGCAGUUCAAAUGGAUUUUCUCUCAAUGACAAGCUAUUAACGGGCAAGAAACUACAAAAUGAUGUUUCUGAAAUCUUGACCCGCUUUCGCCUUCACCCUUUUGUUAUCUCAUCAGACAUCUGUAAGAUGUAUCGUCAGAUAUUGAUCCAUCCUGAAGAUAGGAUUUUCCAAACCAUUCUUUGGAGAGAAAACCAAAACUCACCGCUUGCUACUUAUGCAUCGAAUACUGUCACCUAUGGGGUUAGUUCAUCACCAUUUCUGGCCAUUAGAACGCUACAUCAACUUGUAGCUGAUGAAGGUGCCGAUUUCCCACUCGCUAGCAAGGCUAUUUUGAAUGACAUGUUCGUUGAUGAUUGUCUCACUGGUAGCGAUUCCCUAGAUGAAGCUUUCAAACUCAAAUCUGAAUUGAUUGAGCUCUUAAAGCGUGGUGGUUUUGAACUAAGUAAAUGGGCCAGUAAUUCUCGUGAACUUUUAGAGGAUAUUGUAAGCAAGUCUCAAGAUAUUUUAUUCUCUGAAGAUAAGGACCACAAUCAGUUCAUUAAGGUACUUGGUUUAAAGUGGAACCAAAACACCGAUGAGUUUACUUAUGAAGUUCCUAUUCAGAAAACUUUACCAACCAAACGAGGAAUUUUGUCUAUGAUUUCCCGUAUUUUUGACCCUUUGGGCUUAGUCACCCCUGUCGUACUCUGGGCCAAGUGUAUGAUGCAACAAAUAUGGUUUCUUGGUUUGGAUUGGGAUGAGAUUCUUCCCGAUGAUUUAUUCACUCAGUCAAAAAACUUCUUUCAUGACUUGCCGCUUCUAAGUAAAUUACGAAUUCCAAGGAACGUUUUGCCUCAAAAUUCUACUGGUGCGCAACUCCAUGGAUUUUCGGACGCUUCGGAAUUUGGUUAUGGAUGUUCGGUUUAUCUCAGAGUUGUCACCUCUGAUGGCUCUGUUAUGACCAAUCUGCUAAUGGCGAAGUCAAAAGUUGCUCCCCUCAAGAAAAUAAGUAUUCCUAAACUCGAACUUUGUGGUGCACUUCUGCUAAGUAAAGCAAUGUCAUUUUGCAAAAUUAUUAUUUCAUGCAAGUAUGAAAAUAUUCCCCUCUACGCUUGGACCGAUUCAAUGGUGGUCUUACACUGGAUUCAUACCUCUCCGCAUCUCCUAAAAACUUUUGUUGCUAACCGCAUAGCUGAACUUCAACACCUCAUUGAACCGUCCUGCUGGUCGCACACUCCGACUACAAGUAAUCCCGCUGAUGUAGCUUCUCGAGGCCUGCUCCCUCAUCAACUACUAGACUGCUCGCUUUGGUGGUAUGGUCCUACCUGGCUUAGCGAAGACCAACAAUCUUGGCCACCCAUUACCCUGGUGCAGAAAACUAACAUCCCUGAGGAGGGUUUAAAUGAAUUUCGCCCCGCCUCAAAAAUAGUUACUGCUUCAGUUGGCAUCCCUCAACCAACGCCAUUGUACUCAACUUUGGAAGACUUUUCUAAUCUAACUAAACUCCAAAAUUGUUUUGGUUGGAUUUUGAGAUUUAUUCGUAACUGCCGCAAGGUAGAACCUUUAACUAAAACAAAGUACCUGACAGCGACUGAACGGAAUACUUCUCUUGGUACUUUAGUGAAGCUUACUCAGCAAAAAUUCUUCCAAGAACACUUCGAUUGUAUUCUGAAACAGAAGACUUGUACUCCUGCAGUGCAACGACUGGACCCCUUCAUCGAUUCAUCUGGUAUUCUACGUGUCGGCGGACGUCUAGAGAAAGCCCAGCUUCCUUACAACGCAAAACAUCCUAUGCUUUUGCCGAAGAAUUCACAUCUAACUUAUCUGCUUAUUGAUCAUUACCAUUUGAAUUAUUUACAUGUCGGCCCUAGAACUCUACAAUCACUGCUAUGCAGACAAUUUUGGAUAAUAUCUGCCCGCACUGUCAUUCGACAUAGAUUAGCCAAAUGUGUUACUUGCGCAAGAUGUAAAGGUAAAACUCCACAACCUUUUAUGGGUAACUUACCUGAAGAGAGAAUAGUUUCCACUCGACCUUUUCUUAAAGUCGGUGUUGAUUUUGGCGGUCCUUAUUCGACCAAGUCUGAUAAGUUGAGGAAGCCACAACUUCUUAAAAGUUACAUUUGUCUGUUCGUUUGUAUGGCAACCAAGGCUGUGCACUUGGAAAUGGUGUCAUCCCUUUCUACUGAAGCAUUUCUUGCCGCUUUCAAGCGAUUCAUUUUUCGAAGAGGUUUAUGUAGUGACAUUUUCUCUGACCAAGGAACAAAUUUUGUUGGAGCGAAUCGAGAACUUACGGAGCUGUAUCAAUUCUUCUCUCAACAAUUUGAUUCAAUUCUUCCCAAACUAUCAAAUCAAGGAAUCACAUGGCAUUUUAUACCCCCUUCCUCACCUCAUUUUGGCGGAUUAUGGGAAUCUGGCAUUAAAUCAACAAAACACCACAUAAAACGAGUUCUAGGCAGUCAAAUUUUAAACUUUGAAGAAUUCUCCACACUUUUGACUCAGAUUGAGGCUAUUCUCAACUCACGACCCCUCUGUAGUCUAUCGUCUGACCCUAAUGAGUUCGAACCGCUGACUCCUGGUCACUUUUUAAUUGGCCAACCCUUAGUUGCUUUACCACAAGCAGACUUCACUUCAACACCUAUGAAUCGACUGUCACGGUGGCAACUAAUUCAACAAACUCUACAGCACUUCUGGAAUCGUUGGAAUCUAGAAUACUUACACCAACUACAACAACGACAAAAAUGGUUCGUCCAAAAUCCUAACCUGAAGAUUGGCGAACUAGUUUUAAUAAAGGAUUCAAACUUGCCACCUGCAUCAUGGUUAACUGCCAGAAUUAUUGAAACUCAUCCUGGCGAAGACGAGGGUCUAGAACACAUUGAGCAUGCAUAUGUUCAGCAACUAGCGACUGGUUCUGGAUUCUAUAUCUGGCCAGAUCUGGUUUUAAGAGUUAAUCUGGCCAGAUGGAGAGCUCGGCCAACCAUCCUCCAGGAUAUUUUGUACCUACUUGGAGCGGCUGGCCCGAAGAUCCGGUGGAAUUUCCGCGCCCCAGAAUGGGAUAUUAUAGAGAAGGCCACCUGCAUACAACAGCCCACAGGCAGCGUAGAUUGCGGAGUGUACGUCUGCUUGUACACAGAGCAAAUCGCAACCGGGACGUCAGUGACGGAUCUGGGAGCGUUGGAUGGCGUUGCAUUGCGGAAGAGAAUGGCAUCAGCUCUGCGGAGAUCGGAGCUAAUUGGAGAUGAGGAGCAACUUCUAAUCAAGGAUUGA